Messenger RNA from Condylostylus longicornis, 1127 nucleotides. It is a transcript of the gene Txl, whose product is annotated as thioredoxin-like protein 1. The transcript is spliced from 4 exons. The record is from RefSeq and is a predicted model, not a curated record. Bases 186 to 1040 code for a protein of 284 amino acids. NCBI's taxonomy places the organism in Eukaryota, Metazoa, Arthropoda, Insecta, Diptera, Dolichopodidae.
UCGGCAAGUCAUUUUCCUAAUAUUUCCAUAAUUUUAUGGUAGUUAAGUGAAUGUUUUAAAAUUGAUAAUUUAUUUUCACAUAGAGUUGAAAAGCCAACAUCAUAAACAAAGCAAUAAAAAUACCCUUAAUUACGGAAUUUAUACAUUGUUUUUAAAAUAAAAGGGGAUAAUUGUAAUUUUAUACGAUGGCCGUACGUUCAAUUAAUGACGAAACACAUUUUCAAUCGGAAUUAAGUGCAGCUGGAGUAAAAUUGGUUGUGGUAGACUUUACGGCACAAUGGUGUGGUCCUUGCCAAAGAAUUGCACCGCAAUUUGAACAAUUACCUAGUAAAUAUCCACAAGCAGUAUUCUUAAAAGUUGAUGUUGAUAAAUGUCAAGAUACUGCAAUGACGCAAGGUGUGUCUGCAAUGCCUACUUUUAUACUGUAUAGAAACAAAACAAAAGUCGAUAGAUUACAAGGUGCAGAUAUUUUAGGUUUGGAAGCUAAAAUAAAACAGCAUAUUGGAAGUGAGGAAUCUUCUGGCGAGGAUUGUGGCCAAGGUUUACUUGAACUUAAUGCAUUUAUUCAAAAAGAUCAGUGUGAGUGUUUAAAUGAAUCUGAUGAUCAUCCAUUACAGCAUUGUUUAACCAAUGUUCCUGGAUUUUUACAAUCUGAUGUUGACGAAGAAUUAAUUAUAUCGGUAACAUUUAACCAAGCUGUAAAAAUUCAUUCACUAAGAAUUGAAGGUCCUCCAAAUUUAGGACCAAAAGAAAUAAAAUUAUUUAUUAACCAACCAAGAACAAUAGAUUUUGACAUGGCAGAAUCUUGCACUUCCGUACAAGAUUUAACGCUCACUCCAUCUGAUUUAGAAGGCAACGCUGUAAACUUAAAAUAUGUUAAAUUUCAAAACGUAACUAACAUUCAAGUGUUUGUGAGAAAUAAUCAGAGUGGUGGUGAGAUUACACGAAUCGAUCGUUUAAGUUUUAUUGGUUCACCUUUAGCUACAACAAAGAUGGAGGACUUUAAACGUGUUUCUGGCAAAAAAGGAGAAAGUCAUUAAUUAUUCAUUACAAAUCAUAGAUAUUUGAUCAAAUCAUUUUUGUUUAUUUAGAAAAUAUAAAAUAAAAACAAGUUUCAUGAAAAAAAA